AUGGCUACAAAAUCGGCCUUCCACGUCAUCGUCUUGGGUCCAAAUGGAGGCCCGCGUGAAGACAGAGUGACGGGUUUGCUGGUCCGAUCGACGUCCAUGAAAUGGACUCCGGGAUCUGCCGUCGCCGUCGACGCAGGGACUCUGCUCGCGGGGAUAAUCCGGCUACUUAGCCAGAAUUCCCACGAGUUCCAGAAUGAAAAAGGCUUGGUGGUUGACGGUCCCUUUGAGGGCCUUGAGCUGCCAUACCGAACACCAGAGGCAAAUGCAGCGCAUAUCUUCCGCGAGGUCAUUGGCGCCGUGCUCAUUACACACCCCCACCUGGAUCAUAUUUCGGGGUUGGCAAUAAAUACUCCCAUUCUGGAAGCAGGAAGUGGCCCCAAGCCCGUGGCGGCCUUGCCCUCGGUGCUAUCCGCCAUCAAAAACCACAUGUUUAACGAUGUCAUCUGGCCCAACCUGUCGGACGAAGACGGCGGGGCUGGCCUGCUCACGUAUCAGCGCCUCGUGGAAGGUGGGAAUCCCCGGUUCGGGCUUGGAGAGGCAAGGGGCUACGUACGGGCCUGCAACGGUCUGUUGACCAAGUGCCUCAGUGUCAGCCAUGGGCGGUGCAAGCAGCGGUUCCAUCCAGAAAGCGGAACGCAUCAUCGCAUUGGGAGCGCAGUCUUUGCGGACCAGUUGAUGCUGCCAUCGCGAGCGAUCUCGGUGGACCAUACUGAUGCAAGCUUUUAUUCUCCUGCUCGCUCGCCGCGUCUCGUCCCGUCCAACCCAAAGGAACCCGUGCUGGCAAUGGUUGAGAGUUCUGCAUUCUUCCUUCGUGAUCAUUGUACUGGCAGCGAGAUCAUAGUUUUCGGAGACGUCGAGCCGGACUCGGUGUCUCUUGAACCGCAUAACAGACGGGUAUGGGAAGCAGCAGCUCCCAAGAUCGUUGCCGGCACCCUGCGCGCCAUUUUCAUUGAAUGCUCCUACAACGAUAGCAUCGACGACGCAUACCUCUACGGCCACAUGUGCCCACGGCACCUGGUCAGCGAGCUCAAGGUGCUAGCCACAAAAGUGCUCGAAGCAAGCGAUGCAAGCACAGGCGGAGAGAAGAAACGCAAACGCGAAGACACCAGAUUCAGCGAAGCGGGCGCCGAGCAAGUGAGCCCUCGCUCAAAGCGGACUCAAAGCAUAGCAGCCGACAAAGAGAGAAGGUCCGAGCCCCCUGCAGAAGCACAGAAUUCGAGUGCAGUUGUGGACGAGCAGCCCGACGCUGCUAAAGACGAGCCUAUCGAUGACGCCCCAGAUGUAGAUGAAGCCAAUGCACUGGAUUCAGCCCGCUGGGCGAACCUCAACCCUCUUCCGCUGGCGGGACUCUCGGUCUACAUCAUCCACAUCAAAGAAAGUCUCUCUGAUGGGCCCCCUCCUGGCGACCAGAUCUUACGCGAACUACAGGCUCAUGGCGAAGAAGCCCAUCUGGGCUGUGAAUUCCACAUCCCCAAUCCUAACGAAGGUAUCUGGAUAUGA
Molecule: messenger RNA, 1500 nt
Organism: Penicillium alfredii
Lineage: Eukaryota; Fungi; Ascomycota; Eurotiomycetes; Eurotiales; Aspergillaceae
Gene: pdeA
Product: 3',5'-cyclic-nucleotide phosphodiesterase PDE1
Exons: 3
Coding region: 1-1500 (499 amino acids)
Biological process (GO): cAMP catabolic process; negative regulation of glucose mediated signaling pathway; cGMP catabolic process
Molecular function (GO): 3',5'-cyclic-GMP phosphodiesterase activity; 3',5'-cyclic-AMP phosphodiesterase activity
Source: RefSeq, a predicted model, not a curated record